AUGCAGUGCUCAAGAGGUAGCAUUGCGCCGUCUCUGGCCUCCCCGCGUGCUCGCAACCCCCUUGUUGCACCGGCGCCUCUCGCUCGCCGGCGCUCGCCGUCGUCGUCCGCGACUGGCCGCACCUCUGCAGUGACCCUCCGCCGCCCCGCGCCAUCCCGCUGCUCCCUCGCUCGCAUCGGCGUCCCGCUCAGGCACGCGCACCCAUGCUCGCCCUUCGCCUCGCUUCCUGCCUCGUCCGCCGUGGACAACGGCCCCGCCAUCCCACUCGCCGCCUCGCCCGUGUGCCACCCGAUCGCGGCCACCCCCGACGGCCACCGCGCGACCCCCCUGCCCCUGCCACUGCGCCCGCCUCUGCCCGCAACUCCCAGCGCCUCCCCUGCCGCUGCCCACCUCCGCAGCCGGUCCGCGGGCCCUGCGCCGGCCACCGCCUCCGCCGCGGCCCCUCGUUGGCCGCCGCCCAGGCUCGGCCUCCGCUCGGGCGCCAGCACGCCCCGGCGCCCGUAA
Aegilops tauschii subsp. strangulata is the source of this 504-nucleotide messenger RNA. The record is from RefSeq and is a predicted model, not a curated record. NCBI's taxonomy places the organism in Eukaryota, Viridiplantae, Streptophyta, Magnoliopsida, Poales, Poaceae.